AUGAUCGUUGUUUGGGAGGAAGAAUAUGCGCAUGGCCCGCUACACUUUGCCCAGACGUUUACUGCCCCGGCACGUUUGAUGGUGGAUUCGACGCAAAGUACUUCUGUGGUGUCACUAGCGCCAACCGCAACACAUGCCAUCGAGACUGGAUGA
Messenger RNA from Acaulospora colombiana, 153 nucleotides. The record is from the annotation of a GenBank genome assembly. NCBI's taxonomy places the organism in Eukaryota, Fungi, Glomeromycota, Glomeromycetes, Diversisporales, Acaulosporaceae.